GGGGGCGCGCGCGCACGCACGCUCACUGGCUGGCUCACGUUCGCCCCUCAGAAGCGCGCGCCGCCUGUGCUCUUUCCCCUCCCCGGUCUGCGCCGCCCUCGUCCAAUGAGCGGCGCUGUUGUUGGCAGGUGCGGAGUGUUUUUGUUUUGGGUUGAAGAAGAAGAAGUAGUAGUUGUAGUUGAGGGAGGCCGAACUCUCUUUUCCUCCUUCCCUGUGCAGUGUGGCGCGUAGGGGAGGGGGCUUGAGCGGACCGACACCCCCGGAACCAUCGCUACCCAACCCCACCCCGGCCCUCACUGCUGUCGAAGGAGGGAGGGAGACGGUUUUUCUCUCCCCCCGCUCUCUACCAUCCCACCUCCACCUCCCUUCCUCACUGUCCCCAACCCCGCGGCGCAAAGGGAGGACGUCGGGCCAAGCGGGACACGACCGCCGCUGCUGACGCCGCAGCAGCUAAGGAGCGGGGGGCCAGGCCUGCCUCGGCCUGGCCUGGCCUGGCCUCACCCAAGCCGACCCCCGCCGGGCCUUCACAAUGAGGAGGGAAAUGAACGGAGUUACCAAGAGCCGGUUUGAGGUUCUCCAGGUCAGCCACCUUGGCUUCAUGGGAACAAACUCAUUCCCAAAUCAGUAUAAAAAACCCUUGGAUGCGUAGUCAUGAUGCUGAUGUUCUCAAACAAUGAUGAGGCUGUGAUCAAUAAAAAGCUUCCCAAAGAACUGCUGCUUCGAAUAUUCUCCUUCCUGGAUGUGGUCACGCUAUGCCGUUGCGCUCAGGUCUCCAGGGCAUGGAAUGUCCUGGCCCUGGAUGGUAGCAACUGGCAGCGCAUUGACCUGUUUGAUUUCCAGAGGGACAUUGAGGGGCGUGUAGUGGAGAAUAUUUCUAAAAGAUGUGGGGGUUUCUUACGAAAGCUGAGCCUACGUGGAUGCCUAGGUGUGGGAGACAACGCAUUAAGGAGCUCAGGCCAAUGUUCAUGGCUCUCCCCAUUUUAUCCUCUCAAGACCCCUGUGAGGACAUUUGCACAGAACUGCCGAAAUAUUGAAGUGUUGAACUUAAAUGGCUGCACCAAGAUUACAGAUGCUACAUGUACUAGCCUUAGUAAGUUCUGCUCCAAACUCCGACAUCUUGAUCUAGCUUCCUGCACUUCAAUAACCAACCUGUCCCUCAAAGCACUGAGUGAGGGAUGCCCUCUCCUGGAGCAGCUCAAUAUCUCAUGGUGUGACCAAGUGACAAAAGAUGGCAUCCAGGCUUUGGUGAGAGGCUGCGGUGGACUUAAAGCUCUGUUUCUUAAAGGCUGCACACAGCUGGAGGAUGAAGCUCUCAAGUACAUUGGGGCACACUGUCCUGAACUGGUGACUUUGAAUUUGCAGACCUGCUUGCAAAUAACAGAUGACGGCCUCAUUACAAUAUGUAGAGGGUGCCACAAGUUACAAUCUCUGUGUGCCUCUGGCUGCUCCAACAUCACCGACGCCAUCUUAAAUGCUUUAGGGCAAAACUGUCCAAGGCUUAGAAUAUUGGAAGUGGCUCGGUGUUCUCAGCUUACUGACGUGGGCUUUACCACUCUGGCUCGGAAUUGCCAUGAGCUGGAAAAAAUGGACCUGGAAGAGUGUGUUCAGAUAACAGACAGCACAUUAAUCCAGCUCUCCAUACAUUGUCCACGGCUUCAGGUUUUGAGUUUAUCACACUGUGAGCUGAUCACCGAUGAUGGGAUUCGCCAUCUGGGCAAUGGUGCCUGUGCCCAUGAUCGCCUGGAGGUGAUCGAGUUGGACAACUGCCCUUUGAUUACAGAUGCCUCCUUGGAACACCUCAAGAGCUGCCACAGCCUGGAGAGGAUAGAGUUAUAUGACUGUCAACAGAUUACACGGGCUGGAAUCAAAAGACUUAGGACCCACUUACCCAAUAUUAAAGUCCACGCCUACUUCGCGCCUGUGACCCCACCACCAUCUGUGGGGGGCAGCAGACAGCGCUUCUGCAGAUGUUGCAUCAUCCUAUGACGCGGGAGCCAAUCUACCUUGCGCAAAAAAAACUGAAUAUUUAAUUGUCCUUCUAGAGGUAACAGUGGACACCAGUAUCUCCACAAAAAAGCGAUGUUGGUGGUCUCUCACGAGGGCCUUUUGAAAAGAAAGCAAAGCACGGGGAGCUGGUCCCAGAACUCUGUUCCCAUUUUUGCCCCAUAAGCCACACACAAAAACUCAUCACAGUGUAUACACACACACCUCUCCUUAUUCCAGCAAACCGAAGGACCUUGGAGUUGAGGAGCUGGAUCAGUGGGAUCCUUCUCUCUUUUUUUCUUGUAGGUGGGUUGGUAUUAUUAUGAACCAUUCCUGCUGGGCAUGCUCAGAAGAAAUCAUGGGAAGGUGGGUGGGAGAGAAAGUGGGGAGGGAGGGGAUCAUCACGCACAUCUGAAGAACUUGCUGGGGAGUGGGGAAGGAGAGUUGUUCUAUAGACAUUGGGAACAACAGAAUGGACAAACCCUUCAAUGCAAGUGUGGAAGCAGGGGUGAUAAUUAAGGAAAGGAACAAAAACACUGAAUCUUACCGCCACUGUCCAGAAGGGAGAAAAAUGUAAAACACAAAAGCCCAUGAUUACAUUUUUUACUUUUUAAAAAAUCAUCAUCCUUGUGUUAGGGAAUGUUAAAACAGCAGCCAUUGUGAAACGUUGAUUCUUGCGCUUCUGUACUUCCUCGUUUUCUGUGCCAGCACAUACACUGAGCAUGCUCAUGUUGAAGGUUCAGCGGUUUCUCUUCCGUGUUUCGUAGCGUUUGGCGCAGAGACUUCAUAGAUUGUUGUGAUGAUAAAGCUAGAAAUCUGUAAUGUCAGGUCUGAUUUAUUUUCUUACAUUUUCUUUCCUCUCUCUUCCUCCAAUAUCUUCAGGUUUUUGGUGUUCUGUUUUUGUUUUUUAAAAAAAGAUACCUAAUUCUGAGAUUGUAUGAGAUGAUUGAACAUAAAAUAUAUGUCAAGUUA
Rhineura floridana is the source of this 2955-nucleotide messenger RNA. It is a transcript of the gene FBXL20, whose product is annotated as F-box and leucine rich repeat protein 20. Bases 652 to 1986 code for a protein of 444 amino acids. Gene Ontology annotation, biological process: SCF-dependent proteasomal ubiquitin-dependent protein catabolic process. Gene Ontology annotation, molecular function: protein binding. Lineage: Eukaryota; Metazoa; Chordata; Lepidosauria; Squamata; Rhineuridae. The transcript is spliced from 17 exons. Gene Ontology annotation, cellular component: SCF ubiquitin ligase complex. The record is from RefSeq and is a predicted model, not a curated record.